Messenger RNA from Suillus plorans, 376 nucleotides. RefSeq lists its product as uncharacterized. The annotation marks the transcript as partial. The record is from RefSeq and is a predicted model, not a curated record. NCBI's taxonomy places the organism in Eukaryota, Fungi, Basidiomycota, Agaricomycetes, Boletales, Suillaceae. The transcript has 2 exons.
AUUGCGCGUUUUCUUUUUCAACAGAGUUUUUGAAUACCAUCCCUUCACUAUCCUCUCGGUAUCACCGUCUCAUUCUUGCCUCUCCUCACCUUGGUUCCUUCUCGCGGCGCGCAGCGAUGGAGACUGGGCGCAGGCAUUGAAUAACUACACCCGACAGCAAACGAGAACGUUUACAAAUCAAUGAGAAGUCUGAGGGCAACUCGGGCGCUUUACUUCAAGUCAUGCUGGAUGGUCCUUAUGGAGGGUCGAGCGUCGAUCUGGUCUCCGGCGGGUCUGGGGUCACAUUCACUCUUGGUCUGCUGGACGACAUCGUCGGCAGGUGUGUCAAACUAGGCCGCAGUCAGGAGGAACGAACGAGGAGAAUCGAGUUCACCUG